UAUCUUAACGCAGAGACGAAGCCGACGGCAAACAACCCUGUGUCUAAAUAAGGAUAUUUUGGUGGUAUCAAGAACUAUGCUUCAGCGGGCGCGGCGGGUGUGGUCAAAACUCUUUGGUCGGUACCUCUGGGUUACCAACACCGUGAGCUGCGGAGUUCUCUUAGGGGUCGGAGAUGGUAUCCAGCAGCACGUAGAGCGAGCACGAGGAGUUUCCACGAGCGAGCGUUACGACUGGGCAAGGACAAAACGGCUAUUCCUUGUUGGUCUGAGCCAGGGACCUCCUCAUCAUGUGUUCUAUGUCUGGCUGGAUAAGGUUUUACCGCAGAAGAAUGCAAAGACGGUGUUCAAGAAGAUUAUGGCCGACCAGUUCUUAGCGGCUCCGUUCUUCGCCGUUACUUUCUUCCUUUUCGCUGGCCUCCUGGAAGGGAAGACGCUGCCCGAAGCCUGGAAGGAGUUCAAGCAGAAGUUUCCGGCCGUUUAUUUGUUUGAUUGGUUCAUUUGGCCACCAACACAGACAAUCAACUUCUAUUUUGUCCCUCUGCAGUACAGGGUUGUUUAUAUAAACUGCGUUACCGUUGUUUGGGACGUCUUCCUUUCAUAUAUGAAGCAUAAGGACCAAGUUAAAAAGCAAGAAAAGGAAAUUUGACAACAAAGCUGAAUAGUAUUUUGUCAUUUCUAACAUGUUUUUAUGUUCUGUAACAAAUUUAUUAACAUAUAAUUAACAAGGAAUAUUUACAUGUUCUCAGUGGUAAUUGUUUUACGGCCUUGGAACCUAAGGGUCACGGAUGGCAUGAUGUGCUUGCUAUGUCCAUUACAGUUAUAGUUUAUUAGUUGUCUUUACACAAGUACCUUAGCACCAAGGAGGAAAUUAUUUGUCCAACAUAUCUCAUCUCUUUACCAAUUUCCUUUAUUUUUUUAAAGAUUCCCGUGCAUUUUUUAUUGUUAUCAGCAUUUUAAUAACGUUAUAAUAAUUGUAAUGUCAGUGGCAAUGAUAACAGCAUUGGUUUUAAUAGGAUUAGAAGAAAGUAUUUUUGUCUCUGAAAAUUUAAGGAAUGGGGAACUUGUGUGAGGACAUUAGUGCCUACUAAUUAACUCCUUGAUGACUGAGCACUUGUAGAGCCAUCUGGUUACAGGUUUACACAAAAAGCCACAGUUGACGGCACAGGAACCAGUGACCAAUGAGCCAAUAAUCAGUUAUUUUUAAGCUGAUCAAGUGGUUAUUUUUGCUUUUUCCUCAAAAACUUGAGAGAGAGAAGGAAAGCUGACACACAUGAUGAUGAUAUACCUGUGUUGUGCUUACAUUGAAGUCAGUGCUACAGGUUAAAAGAUGUUUGUUCAUUAAGCUAUAUUCAUUUAUUUUAAAGUUCAGUUCAGAAUAUAUACCAGAUAAUAUAAAGAAAAAUAUAUAGGUAAAAUCCUAGAUUUUAUUUCCUUUUAUUCACUGCCAUUUCUCAGGGUGAACAUUUUUUUUUUGUGAUAUUUUAUUGUAUAAAACAGAAGGUCUUUACAAAUUUUAAUACAGGAAAUUACAUCCUGAUAUUGUACACCAGUUUAAAAGCUUAGUCUCUGGUAAAUUUUUUCUCAUUUUAUGAAUAGAUGGCAUUCACGUGAUGUGAUUAAGAUAUGCAAAUUCCAUAUAUUUUUUAUAUUAGUGACAUUAAUAUGGUUGUUUUAUUGACUAAUAUUGUAGUAGAAUUUAUGAUGGUAUCUGACAGCCAUACAUCACUUUAUAUGUAUUUAGUAUAACGAGUGAGAGAGAGAGAGAGUGUGUAUGCGUGUGCGUGUGUGUGUGUAAGGUAUGAAUGAGAAUGAAUAUCUUCACAAUACAAGAGAUGUAUUAGACCGGUUUCAAUUAUAUCAAUUAUAUAAUCAAACCAGUCAAAUACAUCCCUUGUAUUGUGAAGUUAUUUAUUCUCAUUCAUAUCUUUUAUACAUUUGU
Penaeus indicus is the source of this 1939-nucleotide messenger RNA. Its product is annotated as mpv17-like protein 2. The transcript has 5 exons. The record is from RefSeq and is a predicted model, not a curated record. Gene Ontology annotation, cellular component: cytoplasm; mitochondrion; membrane. Bases 77 to 646 code for a protein of 189 amino acids. Gene Ontology annotation, biological process: mitochondrial ribosome assembly; cellular response to reactive oxygen species. NCBI's taxonomy places the organism in Eukaryota, Metazoa, Arthropoda, Malacostraca, Decapoda, Penaeidae.